Molecule: messenger RNA, 1639 nt
Organism: Carica papaya (papaya)
Lineage: Eukaryota; Viridiplantae; Streptophyta; Magnoliopsida; Brassicales; Caricaceae
Product: Eukaryotic aspartyl protease family protein
Biological process (GO): proteolysis
Molecular function (GO): aspartic-type endopeptidase activity
Source: RefSeq, a predicted model, not a curated record
GACUUGUCUAGCUCAUACACAAAAAAGCCAAUAACAGUAAAUUGGCUCUGCCCUUUUCUUUUAAAAGGAUUUUUCUGGUCUUUUUAUCGAACACUCGGUGCAGUAAAAUUAAUUAAAUUAUUUUUUGAGAAUAUUAAAGAAAAUAGUUAAAAGAAAAAGAUGAGAAAUGGGAGGAGCUGGCUGGGUUUCCUGAUGCUAUCACUGUUUCUGGGCUUCUCUUUAGCUUCUGAUCGGAAAUGGUGGAGGAAAUCAGCACAACCAACCGAAACGAUGUCGUCUAUGAUGCUCAAUAGAGCCGGUUCCUCCCUUGUAUUCCCAGUUCACGGAAAUGUUUAUCCAACUGGGUACUAUAAUGUCACCCUGUAUAUAGGUCACCCACCAAAACCCUACUUUCUGGAUCUUGACACUGGUAGUGAUCUCACAUGGUUGCAGUGUGAUGCUCCCUGUGUCUCCUGUACCGAGACACCUCAUCCCCUGUACCGACCAAGCAAUGAUCUUGUACCUUCUAAUGACCCUCUCUGUAUUGCCUUGCACUCACCGGGUAAUCAUCAAUGUCAAGACCCGGAGCAAUGUGAUUAUGAAGUUGAGUAUGCAGAUGGAGGAUCAUCCCUUGGUGUUCUCCUCAGAGAUGUCUUUGCACUCAACUACUCAAACGGAAUACGAAUUAAACCUCGUUUAGCACUUGGAUGUGGGUAUGAUCAACUUCCUGGUGCAUCUCAUCAUCCCUUAGAUGGUGUGCUUGGCCUGGGAAAAGGAAAAGCCAGCAUCCUCUCACAGCUUCAUGGGCAGGGUUUGGUGAAGAAUGUUGUCGGGCACUGUCUGAGCGGACGAGAAGGAGGAUAUCUCUUCUUUGGAGAUGAUCUUUAUGAUUCUAGACAUGUAACUUGGACAUCCAUGUCUCGCAACCAUCCUCAACAUUAUUCACUUGGGGAUGCUGAACUCACUUUUGGUGGGAAAACCACUGGGAUUAAAAAUCUACUCGUAGUUUUUGACAGUGGAAGCUCCUAUUCUUAUUUCAAUUUGCAGGCAUAUGAAGCUUUAACAUAUUUGAUAAAGCGAGAACUAACUGGAAAGCCCUUAAAAGAAGCUCCGGACGAUGAUACCCUCCCACUCUGUUGGAAAGGGCGUAAACCUUUCAAAAAUAUACGCGAAGUCAAGAAAUACUUCAAGUCUUUGUCCCUAAGCUUCAGCAGGGGAUGGAGAUCCAAAACUCAUUUCGAAUUACACCCCGAGUCUUAUCUCAUAAUAUCAAUGAAGGGAAAUGUUUGCUUGGGAAUUCUGAAUGGCACUGAAGCUGGGUUGCAAGACAUAAACCUCAUUGGAGAUAUAUCGAUGCAAGAUAGGAUGGUGAUUUACGACAAUGAAAAGCAAGCAAUCGGAUGGGUGGGAGCAAACUGUGAUCAGAUUCCUAAGUCCAGAACUACCAACAUUUGAUGAAUAUGAAAGGAUGUUAUUUAUACUGUUCUAUACUGUGCACUUGGGUUAUCACCUCUAUCCACAUAGAAACUAUCACAGGAGGAGUAAAAAUUGUAGAAUAUAAUCAUUUGUAUGUACACUGAUAAGGUAUAUAAUCCAGGACAUGUUAGUCCAUGAUGUAUAAUUGUUAGUUUAGUUCAUAAAAUUGCCUCUUCCACUGUAA